AUGGCCAGGCCAGCACUCAACACGCUCACCGCCGGUGCACGGGAGGCCAAGGACGAGCUCAUCCGCCUCUGCACAAGCGGCCGCCUCAAGGACGCCAUCCGCCACCCCUUCCGCGACGUCCUCUGGUCGGACGUCAGCCUCUUCACGCACGUCUUCCGGGCCUGCCGCGCCACCCCGCUCCUCCGCCAGCUCCACGCCUUCGCCGCCACCUCGGGCGCCGCCGCCGACCGCUUCACCACCAACAACCUCCUGCUGGCCUACGCGGACCUGGGCGACCUCCCCACCGCGCGCGACCUGUUCGACAGAAUCCCCAAGCGGAACGUCAUGUCCUGGAACAUUCUGAUCGGGGGCUACAUCAAGAACGGCGACCUGGGCAGCGCGCGGACGCUGUUCGACGAGAUGCCCAGGAGGAACGUCGCCACCUGGAACGCCAUGGUCGCUGGGCUCACCAAUGCAGGGCUUGACGAGGACAGCCUGCAGUUCUUCCUCGCCAUGCGCAGGGAGGGGUUGCAUCCCGACGAGUUCGGCCUGGGGAGCGUGUUCAGGUGCUGUGCUGGGCUCGCCGAUGCUGUCUCCGGACGCCAGGUCCAUGCGUACGUCGUGCGGUGUGGGAUGGACACCGACAUGUGCGUCGGGAACUCCUUGGCUCACAUGUACAUGCGGUGCGGGUGCCUUGCGGAAGGAGAGGCCGUUCUCCAGGCGCUUCCGUCUCUGACGGUUGUGUCAUUCAAUACCACAAUCGCUGGCAGGACGCAGCAUGGAGACUCGGAGGGAGCGCUGGAGUACUUCUCCAUGAUGAGAGGUGUUGGGCUCGCGGCAGAUGUGGUCACCUUCGUCAGUGUUAUUACCUCUUGCUCGGAUUUGGCAGCCCUCGCACAAGGUCAGCAAGUUCAUGCGCAGGUUAUCAAGGCUGGGGUAGACAAGGUAGUGCCAGUCAUUACCUCCCUUGUGCAUAUGUACUCUCGCUGUGGAUGCUUAGGUGACUCUGAAAGAGUUUACUCUGGUUAUGUUGGAUUAGAUCUUUUCCUUCUCAGCGCAAUGAUCUCGGCUUGCGGGUUCCAUGGGCAAGGACAUAAAGCAGUUGAGCUCUUUAAACAGAUGAUGGACAGAGGGGCUAAACCUAAUGAGGUUACUUUCCUGGCCCUGCUAUAUGCGUGCAGCCAUAGUGGUCUGAAAGACGAAGGCUUGGAGUUCUUUGAGCUUAUGACUAAGACUUAUGGGUUGCAGCCAAGUGUGAAACACUACACUUGUAUUGUGGAUCUUCUUGGGCGUUCAGGUUGUCUGGAUGAAGCAGAGGCCCUUAUCUUGUCGAUGCCUGUACGUGCUGAUGGGAUCAUAUGGAAGACACUGCUAUCUGCCUGUAAGACCCAGAAGAAUUUUGACAUGGCCGAGCGGAUAGCAGAACGAGUCAUUGAGUUUGACCCCCAAGACUCUGCGCCUUAUGUUCUGCUAUCAAAUAUCCGCGCUACCAGCAAGAGAUGGGGAGAUGUUAGUGAAUUAAGAAAAAAUAUGAGGGAGAAGAAGGUGAGGAAGGAGCCUGGUGUCAGCUGGGUGGAGCUUAAGGGCCAGGUGCACCAGUUUUGCACUGGGGAUAAAUCACAUCCAAGACAAGGGGAGAUCAUUGAGUACUUGGAAGAAAUGAUGGCCAAGAUUAGAGAGUGUGGCUAUGCACCAGACAUGAGCAUGGUGUUCCAUGAUAUGGAGGAUGAGGAGAAAGAGGUUAGCUUAACUCACCACAGCGAGAAAUUGGCGAUAGCAUUUGCGCUUCUCAGCUUACCUGAAGGAGUUCCUAUCCGCGUAAUGAAGAAUCUACGUGUGUGCGAUGACUGCCAUGUUGCUAUCAAGUUGAUAUCUCAGGUCAUGGGUCGAGAGAUUGUGGUCAGAGACGUAAGCCGCUUUCACCAUUUCAGAGAUGGGAAAUGCUCUUGUGGAGAUUAUUGGUAAUGAGAGCACUCAACUGUGGGAAUAUCUUUCCAUCCGCUGCGGGGACGAGAUUGGAACAUUUGGUUCAUGGACAUUUUGUGGUCACCAGGUUUGGUUGAUGCUACGCAACUGUGGCAUACUGGCAUGGGAUGUUCAAUUGACUGUUUGAGUUUCGAGUGGUCUGGUACCAAUUUGUCUUGUAUUUUAUACAUCAUAAGUAAUGUAUCCUUUCAAUGGUAUAAAAUUUUGUUGGAUC
Lolium rigidum is the source of this 2179-nucleotide messenger RNA. Its product is annotated as pentatricopeptide repeat-containing protein At2g41080-like. The transcript has a single exon. Gene Ontology annotation, molecular function: protein binding; RNA binding; zinc ion binding. NCBI's taxonomy places the organism in Eukaryota, Viridiplantae, Streptophyta, Magnoliopsida, Poales, Poaceae. The record is from RefSeq and is a predicted model, not a curated record. The coding region runs from base 1 to 1944 and encodes 647 amino acids. Gene Ontology annotation, biological process: RNA modification.